AUGUCUGCCGAGGGCGUCGAUGCUGCCGCGCCGAACCUGAACCUGACCCCCGAAGAGAAACGUCUCUAUGGCCAACUGUUCCGCCAAGCCGAUACCGAAAGCGUAGGAGUUGUCACUGGCGAGACCGCUGUCAAGUUUUUUGAAAAGACUAGACUCGAUUCAAGGGUACUGGGAGAGAUAUGGCAAAUUGCAGACAAGGAGAACCGGGGGUUUUUGACCCCAGCAGGCUUCGGGUUGGUGCUGAGACUCAUCGGCCACUGCCAAGCUGGACGUGAGCCAACGACUGAGAUAGCCCUCCAACCAGGACCUUUGCCGCGCUUUGAUGGCAUGCCUCCUCCAGCCGGUCUCGCGUCUCCUACACCCCCGCCCGCUGCCGCUCUACAAGCCCAAGGCACUGGCAGCGGAUCCAUCAGGAUUCCUCCUCUUACACCUGAGAAGGUUAAUCAAUACUCUGGAUUAUUCGAGCGUCAGCCGCUGCAAGCCGGAAAUCUUCUGCCCGGCGAUGCGGCUAAGUCCAUCUUUGAGAAAUCAGGCCUACCGACUGAAGUGCUGGGCAGAAUCUGGCAAUUGGCCGACACUGAACAGCGCGGAGCAUUGGUUCUGACCGAGUUCGUUAUUGCCAUGCACCUGCUCACAUCAAUGAAGACGGGUGCUCUCAGAGGCUUGCCCAAUAUCCUCCCAGCACCUCUCUACGAGGCCGCAACUCGACGCGGACCUCCCGCUCCUAGGCAAUCACCCACUGCAACUGGGCCUAUCUCGGCAAUUCCGCGACAACUCAGCGGCACAGCCCAGUAUCGUGCUGGUAGUCCUCUUGGUCGCCCGCCCAUCACCGCGCAGACGACUGGCGCUCCUGCUAGCGACUGGCUAGUCACUCCUGACGACAAACAGCGCUUCGACGUCCUCUACAACGACCUGGACAAGACUCAGAAAGGUUUCAUCACAGGCGAGGAGGCUGUUCCCUUUCUCAGUCAAUCGAACCUCCCCGAGGACGCUUUGGCCCAAAUUUGGGAUCUCGCAGACAUCAACUCCGAGGGGCGUUUGAACAGAGACACUUUUGCUGUUGCCAUGUAUUUGAUCCGUCAGCAGCGAACUAGACGCGAUGGCACUGUUUCCCUUCCGGCAUCACUCCCACCAAACCUCAUCCCGCCUAGCCUACGAACGCAGGCCCGCCCUCAGACCUCAGGAUCUCCCUUUGAUGCUCCUCCUCCACCCCAAGCCCAGGCCCCAGUUCCGGCUCCCGCUCCCGCCCCGAAGUCUGCUCUUGAUGACUUAUUUGGCCUUGAUACGCCGCCAGCACCCGCUCCUGCUCAAGUUGCCCUGUCUACCGGUGGCUCGAAUGCGAACGAUCCGUUCGGCUCUGGCUCGGCUGUUCUAGCACCCUCGUCCCCUAUCCGGCCAUCGCCUACCGGCAAUCAGUUCAAGCCAUUCGUGCCCUCAUCCUCUUUCGGCCGUGGACUUACAGUUCACAACACUGGAGAUUCUAACUCCGGUCGGCCCCCUGCUCCCUCAGCAUCUGAAGAUCUUUUGGGAGACGGUGACCCUGAGGUCAGCAAAAAGUUGACAAACGAGACGGCCGAGCUUGCGAACCUGUCGAACCAGGUCGGCUCUCUGUCCAAGCAAAUGCAGGAAGUUCAGGGCCAACGCACCACAACGCAGAACGAGCUGAACCAGGCCAACUCCCAGAAGAAGAACUUCGAGCACCGCCUCGCCCAACUCCGUACCAUGUAUGAGAAGGAAGCUAAGGAUGUCGAAUCUCUGCAGGUGCAGCUCAAUACCUCGAGAAACGAGACGAAGAAGCUACAAGGCGAAUGCAUGACGCUGGACGGCACCUACCGAGACCUGCAGACGCAGCACCAGCAAGUGUAUGCAGCACUGCAAGCUGACCAGCAAGAGAACGCCAACCUGAAGGAGAAAAUCCGCAACCUCAAUGCAGAAAUCGCACAGCUGAAGCCCCAGAUCGAGAAGCUCAAGUCCGAGGCGCGACAGCAAAAGGGACUCGUUGCUAUCAACAAGAAGCAGUUGACAACUAACGAGGGUGAGCGUGAUAAGCUACAAAGUGAGAUCACUGAUCUCCAUAAGAGCAACGAGGAGCUGUCUCGCCAGGUGAACACAAGUUCUCCUGUCGCGUCGUCGGCUCAAGUAGCCAGCCCAACGCCCUCGACUGCCAGUGGAAACAAUCCCUUCUUUAAGAGAACGGGAAGCACUGAUAUUAUGGGUACUUUCACUUCGCCGCCGCCUGCCAAGCCUUCGAGUGGUGACAAGUCCUUUGACGAUGUCUUUGGGCCAGCGUUUCCCCCUGUCGGCACUGCCAGCACCCCGCCGCCAGCUACCUCCUUCAACCCGCAACACACAGGUGCGUCGACCGCUAGCGUGGGCUCGUUUUCGACACCUCCUGUCUCCAUGCCUCCCAAUAUCAGCAGGCAGGCUACCCUCGCAGCUGAGCCUCCUGCCCCCCCGCAGUCUAGACAAAUCAGUUCGAGCUUCCUGCCGUUUGCCGACGCGAACGAGUCUCUGAGCUCUUCUCGGGCUGUCUCGCCGCCCGCUUCUCGAGCCGAGGGUGAGGUCGAGACCCCCCAGGCAGCCUCCCUGCCUGGAGCCUUCCCCCUGGAGCCUACGGCUACGGGUCAGAGCACGGCAUCUACUUCAACUGCGAGCUUCCGUGAGUCAGCUGCUCAAGGUGAUGCGAAGCCUUCGAGCACUGGAGCUGCAGCCGCGGGCGUGGCUGCAGGCGUGGUUGCGGCUGCGGCUGCGACAGGCAGCGCUGCGGCGGAUUCUGACCCAUUUGCUGCGAUGGGCCCGAACGACGCCAAGGCUGAUUUCGAUGAUGCAUUUGCAAGCUUCACCAGCGCACACAAUAACUCUGACAAGUCGGGUGCUGACACAACCAAACCCUUCUCAGCUUUUGAUUCUGAAUUCCCACCCAUCUCCGAGCUUGACCGUGACGACGAUGACGACGAUUCAGAUACUGCCAGCGAAGGGGGCGGCUUUGAUGAUGACUUCGCCCCGGCGUCUCCUCAAGCGAAGAAGACUGAACCUCCCACGGAGCCCAAGGAUGCCGUUUCCCCGACUGUUCCGGUGGCUGCGGCUGCUCUUCCUGCGACUGAGGAUUCGGUCUCCCCUACGUCUAUCCAUAACGCUACUGCUACUGCUACGGCAGCACCUACUAUUCCCGAGACAUCGGAGGCUAGCAUUACCUCAGCGCCCACGACUACACAACAUCCGGAGCCCAAGGCCCAGUCUUCCUUUGACGAUCUUGAUGACGAGUUCGAGGGUCUAGAAGAUGCCAAAGAGGGUUCUGCCGAUGAUGACUUCCAGACAAUUUCUAGAUCUGGUUUGGAUGAUUUCAACCCAGUCUUCGACAGCAGCCCGCCACCCAGCCAAGCCAAGACAGAGUCUACUGCCUUUGGACAAGAGAGCAGCUACGACUUUGGAUCAGUAUCACCAAAACCGGCCGCUGGCGAGAUUGCUAGUGCGGCAUCGAAGAGCUCAGCAGCGGCUCCGGAUGCACAGGACUGGGAUGCCAUCUUUGCCAGUCUCGACUCACCCAGUGACGCUAAUGCAAACCCCACAGCAAGUGCUCCUGCCCCUGCUCCUGCUCCUCCUGCAGAGGAUACUCGGCCAACUCCUGGUAGAGCCCUGACACACACGGGCGAGCAUGAUGAUCCGAUUUUAAAGAACCUCACCAGCAUGGGCUAUUCGAGAGAGGACUCCAUUCUCGCUUUGGAAAAGUAUGACUACAACUUGGAAAGGGCUGCCAACUAUCUCGCAAGCCAGUCGUGA
Messenger RNA from Colletotrichum abscissum, 3780 nucleotides. RefSeq names its product UBA/TS-N domain-containing protein. Gene Ontology annotation, molecular function: protein binding; calcium ion binding. The record is from RefSeq and is a predicted model, not a curated record. Gene Ontology annotation, cellular component: plasma membrane; cytoplasm. Bases 1 to 3780 code for a protein of 1259 amino acids. The transcript is spliced from 4 exons. Lineage: Eukaryota; Fungi; Ascomycota; Sordariomycetes; Glomerellales; Glomerellaceae. Gene Ontology annotation, biological process: endocytosis; endosomal transport.